Tilletiaria anomala UBC 951 is the source of this 1305-nucleotide messenger RNA. RefSeq lists its product as uncharacterized. The coding region runs from base 288 to 1190 and encodes 300 amino acids. Lineage: Eukaryota; Fungi; Basidiomycota; Exobasidiomycetes; Georgefischeriales; Tilletiariaceae. The record is from RefSeq and is a predicted model, not a curated record. The transcript has a single exon.
CCCUGCUCUGUCGCCCCAAGUCGCAAGACCCAAGAUCCCAAAGCCCCGAGCUUGCCCUAAGGGCUAACACACCUGAUCGCUGAUACUGUAACGCUUGGCCUGGUUGUACUACGCGCUGCGGGCCGUGUACGUACAUCGUUAAGUCUUGAGGCUCGAAGCCUUUCUAGCGCCGCAUACCCCAUGCCUCGUGCCCAAGCAGAAGACUGGAGACCGUGAUCCUGUGGGCAAACAACUGCACAGUUCCCUUCGCUGUUGGAUCGAAGAGAUUUACCAACAGGCUGCCCAAGAUGCUCCUUUUUUCCGACUGGGACGAAACUAUCUCGAACAGCGACACCCUCUCGCUCAUUGCGCCGCCUUGGGACAUGGAUACAUUCCCCGAACGGACAAGCUUCUCUGCUUUGGCCGAAGCGUACGUGCGGGAUUUGGAAGAGCACAACUUACAGCACGAAAAGGGAACGACACUGGGCGAUCAGCUCAAUUUCCUUGAUUCUCUGGACGCGGUGGAGCUAAAGAGCCAAGACCGCGUCGAGAAAUCACAGCUGUUCAAGGGCUGGAACCCUGUGGCUGCGGAUGAACGGGCUCGAAAGUUGGUCGAGUUCAGACAAGGAUGGAGCGAGGCAGCGGCCUUCAUAGAGUCUCGAGAUGCGAUCCAGCUACAUAUAAUCUCGGUAGGCUGGUCCGGUCGCUUCAUACAGACGGCACUUGCGACACCACGAGGCGGAUCUUGCACACCACACAGCAUCUGCGCCAAUGAAAUCGAGCUAGACUGCCACGGCCAUCUGGUUGGGACGGGAAAGCUUACAAAGAGCAAAGAUGCAUCGUCGACGCCGGGUCGCUCAGGCAUUCGCGUCGCCUCGGACAAGCAGAGGGAGAUGAGGCGGAUUCGCACGCAAAUGGACAGGGCUGGCAAGCAGAUCUGUGUGUAUGCAGGUGACAGUAACACCGACUUGGCAUGCUUGCUUGAAGUCGACGUUGGUCUCAUCUUUGGCGAGGCCGAGAGUCUCCUAGCUACUCUCGAACGCAUCGGCUUGGGCAAUUGCGUCAAUACCCCCGAAGAAUGGCUGAAGCGUGGAGGAAAGCUGGGCAAGCGCGAUUUGCAUGCACGCGAAAAAGUACUCGUUCACGUACGAAAUUGGCAGAAUGCAUUGCCUAUACUAGUACAAUUGUACAAGAAAGAUGCAAAAGACUAGAAAUUCAUUGUACCUUCGAUUGGUCCCUUCACGUGCAGCCGAAGUCGCGCAAGUGCAUAGUUGGCAUGCCCCGUCACCGAACGCACGUCCAGCUGCAACUACAACUGAUCCGCGG